This is a messenger RNA of Pocillopora damicornis (cauliflower coral), 1517 nucleotides long. RefSeq lists its product as uncharacterized. NCBI's taxonomy places the organism in Eukaryota, Metazoa, Cnidaria, Anthozoa, Scleractinia, Pocilloporidae. Gene Ontology annotation, molecular function: extracellular matrix structural constituent. The record is from RefSeq and is a predicted model, not a curated record.
AUGAUAUCACCAAAUUUCUUUCAAAUAUCUGAUAAUCGGCUUUUCCAGGGUGCUAUUGGGGUUGCUGGAAUAACUGGACCGGAUGGAGAACCAGGAAUACCGGGAGCUGUUGGACCGCUUGGAGCCAGAGGAGAUGCUGGAUUCCCUGGGAUUGACGGAGACCCUGGACCUAAAGGACAAACUGGGCCCCCAGGCUAUCCAGGAAGUACGGGGGGUAUAGGUGAUGUCGGUGGAACAGGUGCCCAAGGAUCAAGAGGUCCAAAAGGUCGAAGCGGAAGGACUGGAGCUGAGGGAGAGAGAGGAGAAGAUGGUGAUGUGGGUCAAAUGGGAACAAUGGGUCGACCAGGGAAGGAUGGCGAAAUGGGUCAGCAAGGCAAGAGCGGAUUUUCUGGAACAGUCGGAAAUCGAGGACAACAAGGUAUGCCAGGUGAGCAAGGUACGCCGGGAGAUGUGGGUGCACAGGGUGUUACCGGUCAAACAGGUUCCCCGGGGGCACCCGGUAUUGCGGGACAAAAAGGCUCUAAUGGCAAUCCGGGCUCUUCCGGUGACGUUGGCUACACUGGUGCUACUGGGGAUACGGGUCCUCAGGGACCCCAAGGAAAAAACGGAGAACUGGGAGAACAAGGACCAGGGGGUGAAAAAGGAGCCGAGGGUUCCGGGGGUGACUUCGGACCACCGGGAGAACAAGGAGAGCAAGGCCCCCCUGGAGAGCAGGGUGCCCCAGGGGAUACUGGGCCGACAGGACCACAGGGAGGCCUUGGUUCAGAAGGACUUCCCGGUAAAGCUGGAUCCCAGGGAGCCAAAGGAAAACAGGGUGAAACAGGUGUCCAAGGAGGCACAGGGUCGCCAGGUUCUGCCGGUAAAAAUGGUAGCCCGGGUGGGCUUGGUUCCCCUGGUACUUCAGGUUACACAGGAUCAAUGGGAGAAGCAGGCGCUCAAGGUGAAAGAGGGUCAAUCGGCGAGAAAGGAUUGCAGGGAAUUGUUGGAAAUCGAGGCUCAAGAGGAUCUCGAGGUCAAGCGGGCAUGCAGGGGGUACCAGGAACACAAGGCCUUACAGGAUCACAAGGAGAGCGGGGUGGUAGAGGUCGAAGAGGAUCGCAAGGAAAGGCGGGAAAACCUGGAACUCCUGGAGCGCUUGGCGAAAAUGGCACACCGGGAACAUCAGGCCAGAUGGGCCCUUCAGGAGUUUCUGGACCUACUGGAAUGCCUGGAGAAAAAGGAGCUCAGGGUGAGGAAGGUCCCCAAGGAACUCGUGGUGAGGCUGGACCAAUUGGGGCAAAGGGUGAGUCAGGACCAACUGGGAACCAAGGCUCACGUGGAUCGAUGGGAGAGCAGGGAAUUGAAGGCCCUGCUGGAGAAAGUGGAUCAACUGGAGAAGAUGGUGAUCAGGGACCCACGGGGACUCCAGGAGAUGUUGGAAAAGCUGGUUCUUCUGGAUCGGAGGGUGCAAAGGGAAAUGCUGGAACAAGUGGCCUGCCUGGAAGAACGGUACCUCUAAUUAAGAACUAACAUCCUUU